Elephantulus edwardii (Cape elephant shrew) is the source of this 4170-nucleotide messenger RNA. RefSeq names its product neurocan (gene NCAN). Gene Ontology annotation, molecular function: hyaluronic acid binding; calcium ion binding. Gene Ontology annotation, biological process: cell adhesion. Bases 1 to 4170 code for a protein of 1389 amino acids. Lineage: Eukaryota; Metazoa; Chordata; Mammalia; Macroscelidea; Macroscelididae. The transcript has 16 exons. The record is from RefSeq and is a predicted model, not a curated record.
AUGGGGAAACGAGCGCUGCCUCUCCGUGGGCUGGCCGUUGAGGCGGCGCUGGGGCGAGCGGAGCGCAGGGCGCAGGGCUGGACCCCGCGCCGAGCGAGCCGAGCCCGAGCGUCCUUUGUGCCGGGCGGCAGUCCCAGGGAUGCGUCCGAGCUAGGAGCCAGGUCCAGGAUGGGGGUCACUUCUGCCUGGGCCACAGGCCUCCUGAUGUUCCCAAUGCUGCUUCUUGUGGUUGCGGAACAGGGCACACAGGAUGCUGAGAAGGGGCUCCACAUGCAGAAGGUGGGUUCAGGGGCAGUGCGGGCUGCACUCGCUGAGCUGGUGUCCCUCCCUUGCCUCUUUACCCUGAAGCUGCGACCUGGUGUGGCCCGAGAUGCCCCUAGGAUCAAGUGGACCAAGGUGCGGACAGCGUCCGGCCAGCGACAAGACCUGCCCAUACUGGUGGCAAAAGACAAUGUGGUGCGGGUAGCCAAGGGCUGGCAGGGACGAGUGUCGCUGCCCUCGUAUCCCUCACACCGUACCAAUGGCACAUUGCUGCUCGGGCCCCUGAGGGCCAGCGACUCCGGACUCUACCGCUGCCAGGUGGUGCGAGGCAUUGAGGAUGAGCAGGACCUGGUGCCCCUGGAGGUGACAGGUGUUGUGUUCCACUACCGAGCAGCCCGGGACCGCUAUGCUCUGACGUUUGCUGAAGCCCAGGAGGCCUGCCGUCUCAGCUCAGCCACCAUUGCAGCACCACGGCACCUACAGGCAGCCUUUGAGGACGGCUUCGACAACUGUGAUGCUGGCUGGCUCUCUGACCGUACAGUAAGGUAUCCUAUCACACAGUCACGCCCUGGUUGCUAUGGUGACCGUAGCAGCCUUCCCGGAGUGAGAAGCUAUGGGCGGAGAGACCCACAAGAACUCUAUGAUGUCUACUGCUUUGCUCGAGAGUUGGGGGGCGAGGUCUUCUACGUGGGCCCAGCCCGCCGCCUGACGCUGGCCGGAGCGCGUGCCCAAUGCCGCCGCCAGGGCGCCACGCUAGCCUCGGUGGGGCAGCUGCACCUGGCCUGGCACGAGGGCCUGGACCAGUGUGACCCAGGUUGGCUAGCAGACGGCAGCGUGCGCUACCCGAUCCAGACGCCGCGCCGGCGCUGCGGGGGCCCGGCCCCCGGUGUGCGCACCGUCUACCGCUUCGCCAACCGCACCGGCUUCCCCGCUCCCGCCGCGCGCUUUGACGCUUACUGCUUCCGAGCGCACCACCCCACACCGCAACACGGAGACACAGAGACCCCCUCAUCUGGAGAUGAGGCGGAGAUUCUAUCAGCAGAAGGGCCUCCAGCCAGAGACCUGGAGCCCAGCCUGGGGGAGGAGAAGCCGGUCACCCCUGACUUCCAGGAGCCUCUGAUGUCUAGUGGAGAGGAAGAACCCUUGAUUUUAGCAGAGAUGCAGGAAUCUCUGGAGACCCCCUCCUCUGCCCCCAGGGACCCCACGCUGGCCUGGGCCUCUGUGCCUUCCCUAGUGGAUGAGGAGACAUGGAUGAGCACAGUGUCCCCCAGCCCCAGCAUGGAAGAGGACACUUCAGUGGGAACCCACUCUGAAGCUCCUCUGACUGGCUCCACACCUCGCAGGAAGGGACGCUUCAAAGGGCUGAAUGGGCGCCACUUCCAGCAGCAAGAGCUGGGACAAGAAGGGAACAGGGAGCAGGAAACCAGCGUCCAGACUCCCACUCUAGAGGCCACAGGAAACCAUGUGGAACUUCCUUUGACCACGGGAGUUGCCGAAGCCACAGCCAAACCAAGCCCCUGGGACAUCCUGACCAAUGAGGUGGAUAGACCUGAAACCUAUUCCCCUGGUGGCAGAAGUUCUCCAGAGCCCUGGAAGUGGUUUCCGACUGCAGCUCCUCCCAGCAGCUCAGUUCCUAGUAGGGCCCCUGGACUGAAGCUCCAGGAAACUGAAGGCCACAUUGUAAGGCCAGCCACCUCUGCUGGACCCUGGCCUCCCUCUGAGGCUCCUGCCCUGCCUCUCAGCCCCAGCACCCAACCCCGGGAAACCUCCCCCACAGCCACCUCCAUGGACCUCCCUGUCAUAGCCAUGCUACGUGCCCCCAAACCACAGCAUCUUACAGCCCCGACCCCUGUCUUCCCCGAGAGCCACGAGGCCCCAGCUGCUUUCACCCCUGCCCCUGCCUCAGAAGCUGAGGUUAGCUCCCAGAGCCUCAGUGAUCCCAAGGCAUCUUCCUGGACCACCUCCUCGGGCCCUCCAAGUCAGACUGGGGAGGCCACAUCCCCAGUUCUCAAUGACCUAAAAGCACACAACUCCACAGCCCCGUCAUCACUGGAAGCCAUGGACCCAGGAACCAAAGCCAUCCCUGACACUGCCAGUAUCAAUGCCAGGCAAGUUGAAGGGACAAGCCCUGCCUGGCCCAGCAAACCUGAGCACCCCAGCCCCAGCCCCAGCCCAUGGGCUUCAACAGAGGAGAAUGUAGUGGCUGUUGUCUCCCCCACGGAGUCCCCUGCUGAGCCCACAGGAGCUGGAGAUGACUGGAGGUCUGAGUCAGGGCUCAUUGACCUGCCGGCCACCGUGGAUGAGGUGGACAGCAGUGGACUUCACCUUCAUUCCCCGGCUAUACCUUCUGAGGCCACUGGAAUCUCCUUGGUGACAGGAGUGCCUCCAUUCAACCAAGCAAGAAACCUGACUUUGGCGCCUCAGGCAGCUAUGGAUGGGGGAGCCACAGAGGGCCCCAUAAACCCCACAGCGACGGGGGACCUCACAGGUACCAGUGGAACUUGGGGACCUGAAUCUCAUGUGACUGAGGGACCCGAGCGCUCUGCCUUAAGCCCACCAGCAACUAUGGAUUCGAGAGUAGUGACCUCACCUGCAUCCUUAGAUCUGGAGGACAAGCUUGGGGUCCUGGUCACGUCCACUCUGACCUCCCCCGGCUUCCAGCAUCACCCAGAGCUGGAGGGUCAGGCGGGGACACUGGUGGCCUCAGCUUCUGUGUGGGAGGACAGCAGCCCACAGAUACCAACUGUAGCCGGCACGGACGAGGCCGCCUCUGUUUCUUCAGGGGAGCCCACUGCCCCAUGGGAGCCCCCUGGCACCUUGCUCCCUACCUCCCUGGGGCCUGAGGAGUUGGAUCUGGAGGUCCUGGCAGGAGGCCCAGGUGUGGAGGGUUUCUGGGAAGAAGCAGCAAGUGGGGAGGAGCCAGCCCUUCCGGGGACCCCAACGAAAGGGAACAUGGAAGACGUCCCCUCUGAUCCCUGUGAGAAUAACCCAUGCCUGCAUGGAGGGACCUGUAAUGCCAACGGCACCAUGUACGGCUGUAUCUGUGAUCAGGGUUUUGCUGGGGAGAACUGUGAGAUUGAUAUCGAUGACUGCAUCUGCAGCCCCUGUGAGAACGGAGGCACCUGCAUUGACGAGGUCAACGGCUUUGUCUGCCUUUGCCUCCCCAGCUACGGGGGCAACCUCUGUGAGAAAGACACGGAAGGCUGUGAUCAUGGCUGGCAUAAGUUCCAAGGCCACUGCUACCGCUAUUUUGCCCAUCGGCGGGCAUGGGAGGAUGCCGAGAGGGACUGCCGACGCCGAGCUGGCCACCUGACCAGUAUCCACUCGCCAGAGGAGCACAACUUCAUUAACAGCUUUGGGCAUGAAAACACGUGGAUUGGCCUGAAUGACAGGAUCGUGGAGAGGGACUUCCAGUGGACGGACAACUCGGGGCUGCAAUAUGAGAACUGGAGGGAGAACCAGCCGGACAAUUUCUUCGCGGGCGGGGAAGACUGCGUAGUGAUGGUGGCUCAUGAGAGUGGGCGCUGGAAUGAUGUUCCCUGCAACUACAACCUCCCCUACGUCUGUAAGAAGGGCACAGUGCUGUGUGGGCCCCCUCCAGCCGUAGAGAAUGCCUCGCUCAUCGGUACGCACAAGGCUAAGUACAAUGUCCACGCCACCGUCCGCUACCAGUGUGAUGAAGGGUUUGCCCAGCAUCACGUGGCCACCAUUCGUUGCCGGGGCAACGGCAAAUGGGAUAGACCUCAGAUCGUCUGCACCAAACCCCGACGGUACCAUCGCAUGCGGCGACACCACCAUCACCAUCAACACCACCAUCAACACCAUCACCACAAACCACACAAGGAGCGCAGAAAACACAAGAUGCACCCUGCGGAGGACGGGGAGAAGGAAGAAGGGAAUUUCUGCUGA